Penicillium crustosum is the source of this 1470-nucleotide messenger RNA. It is a transcript of the gene hexA, whose product is annotated as putative Woronin body protein HexA. The coding region runs from base 1 to 1470 and encodes 489 amino acids. NCBI's taxonomy places the organism in Eukaryota, Fungi, Ascomycota, Eurotiomycetes, Eurotiales, Aspergillaceae. The transcript is spliced from 3 exons. Gene Ontology annotation, molecular function: RNA binding; ribosome binding; translation elongation factor activity. The record is from RefSeq and is a predicted model, not a curated record. Gene Ontology annotation, biological process: positive regulation of translational elongation.
AUGAACGUGUCUCCGCAACCCCAAUACAAUUGUGCCGAUGUGAUGGAGCCAAACAAGAUCGGCGCCAAGGGGCUCCAGAUGUCCGAUUCGACCCGGAGGCAUUCGAGAAAAGACGCUCAAAAGUCCGUCAAUCUGGACUUUGACGCCCGUGUCCCAAUCCCCUUCAGUGUCUUCCCGUCGUCGUACCGGAGUGACGCUGUCUCUGAAACUACUCAGACUCGAGUAGAGGGAGAAGUCAAUUUCGAUCGUACUUCGCGCGUCGAACGGGAAGAUACUCGAGGUUCUGCUCCCCUUCCCGCUCCUGUUCACGGAAAGGAAGAAGUCGAGUUUCGCGUUCAAGAAGAGCGUCCUCGCAUUCGAGAAGAACACCCUCAGUACCAGCAGCAAUCGCAGCAGUACUCGGAAUCGCACUCCCAGCAGUACCAGCAAUUCCAGCCCUCUCACCAGCCUUCGCCCAACUACGCCCCUGAAGUUGAGCUUACUCGUGAACGCUACCCCAGUUACCAACAACCUUCUGUCGACUACGAAGACCGUACUCAAGUCUACGAUAAAGUCGUCGAAAGUCAAAUCGACCUCACUGAAAGAGACUACCGUCAGCGUACCUCUCCCUCUUACGACCUCGACGUCUCUUACGACCGUCGUUAUCGUCAGCCCGUAGACUCCGCCUACGGUUACCAAGCCCAGUCCGUCGACGUCUCGUACGACCGGAUUUCCCAACCCCAGACCGACUCUUACAAGGAAGACGACGUCUACCUUCGUGAAGUUCAGCCCCGUGCUCGUUACUCCACCCCGACCCAAGUAAACGUUUCUCAGUCCACUACCCGUGACACCGCCCCCACUCGCAAAAUGGGUUACUACGACGACGAAGGCCAGUACCACUCCUUCCGCCGUGGCGUUGAGCGCGCCGCCGACCGUGUCUUGCACCCCUUCUCUCACUCUGAGCAUGAGGAGUCUCACGCCGGUGAGGUCGCUGCUCCCCGUGAGAACGUUCGCGUCGUUGAGCCCCGCAACCGCGGCUCCGCUGGCGAGACUGUCCCCAUCCCCUGCCACUUCAUCCGUGUUGGCGACAUCCUGAUCCUUCAGGGCCGUCCUUGCCAGGUCAUCCGCAUCUCGGUCUCCCCCCAGACCGGCCAGCACCGUUACCUCGGUGUCGACCUCUUCACCCGCAAGCUGCAGGAGGAGUCCAGCUUCGUCGCCAACCCCUCUCCCUCCGUGGUUGUCCAGACCAUGCUCGGUCCCGUCUUCAAGACCUACCGCAUCCUGGACCUCCGUGAUGACAACCGUCUCGUCGCCAUGACCGAGAGCGGUGAUGUCAAGCAGGGUCUCAAUGUCAUCACCCAGGGCCACCUCUUCAAGCGCAUCAGCGAUGCCUUCGCUGACGGCCGUGGUUCCGUCCGUGCCCUCGUCAUCAACGACGGUGGCCGUGAGCUCGUCGUCGACUACAAGGUCAUCCACGGCUCCCGUCUGUAA